This is a messenger RNA of Salvelinus fontinalis (brook trout), 1505 nucleotides long. RefSeq names its product mast cell protease 1A-like. The record is from RefSeq and is a predicted model, not a curated record. The transcript has 5 exons. Lineage: Eukaryota; Metazoa; Chordata; Actinopteri; Salmoniformes; Salmonidae. Gene Ontology annotation, molecular function: serine-type endopeptidase activity. Bases 103 to 876 code for a protein of 257 amino acids. Gene Ontology annotation, biological process: proteolysis.
ACACUCAGCACUUCUAAACCCACCAGUCUGAGAAGACAAAGACCCCAUCAUAAUCUCUCUUACACUCUCUCAAACACGUUCUCAGACACGCUCUUUGACAACAUGGCUGCCACAUCUCUCCUGCUCCUGUUCAUCACUCUCCUGCCUGCUCCAGGGCUCACAGCCUACCAGGACUCUGGGAUAGUGAAUGGAGCAGAAGCCAGACGCCACUCCAAACCCUACAUGGUCUCUGUACAAGCAAAGAAGUCACACAUCUGUGGAGGGUUCCUCGUGUCUGAGAGCUUUGUCAUGACAGCCGCCCACUGCUACAAAUGGGCUGUGAAUCUGACGGUUGUGGUUGGUGCUCAUGACAUUACAAGACAGGAAAGUUCUUCUUACAGGAUUGAUGUGAAAUAUUACCACAUACAUCCUGGUUACAAUGCUAAGAGAUUGGAGAACGACAUCAUGCUAUUGCAGCUUGUCAAAACGACCCCGAAGAGCAAAGCUGUGCAGCAGAUCCCUCUCCCUAAGAAAGACCAGGACAUCAAGGCCAAAUCUUUCUGUACCGUGGCAGGUUGGGGUGCCACAGAAACAGGGGGCACUGUAAACCCACGCCUCCUGGAGGUGAAUGUCACCGUUGUAGACAGAAGUUCCUGCCAGAGAUCUUGGGGGAACACUGCCACCAUAACCCCGUCUCUGAUAUGUGCCGGUGGUACCCCUGCUGAUUAUAAGGGUUUUUGCCAGGGAGAUUCAGGAGGUCCUCUGGUGUGUAAGGGGACAGCAGUAGGAGUUGUGUCAUUCAACCAGCAAGGAAACUGCAAUGAGCCACAGAAGCCCAACGUCUACACCAAAAUAUCCAAGUAUCUUUCCUGGAUCAAGUCUAUCAUUAAGUAUUAAGGAAUGAGACAUUAACUGAGUGACAAAUAUAUAUCAUUGUAUCAAACAAUAAAGGCUGUCCGUUCUUCAAUGAGCUCUGUACCGUGUCUGUGUGCUUGUGUGUGUGUGUGUGUGUGUGUAUGCUCGAGUAGGAUAGAGUGUAUAUGCAUGCACGUGUGUUACGGAUACAAAUGUUCUGUGUGUAUCCUGUGUGUAUUUCUUUUCUCUCCUUCUCCCCUACUCACAGGUGACAAUAAUCAUUCCCCAAUCAGUCAUCAAUCAGUCGCUAAUCGGAAGACACCUGCUCCUUUCCCCUACCCAAUCACAGUCCCUUUCCCUUGGUUUAAAACCCCUGUCAGUUGUUUUCUCCAGAGCUCAAUCUCUUUUGUAAAUGCCUUCUGUCUGUAGAUCGCUUGUGUGUUUUGCAUCUACAUGUCACCUUGUCCCCACCUGUGAGUAUUGUUUUGGUUAUGGUGUUUGAGUGUUUGUUUGAUGGCGGGAAAGGGGAUAACCAGACAAGUUGCCCUUGGGCUACACUACCCGUAGUUAAACAUUGUUAAAAACACUAGUUAGAACUGGGCGGACCACCCCCUGUAUUUUUGGUUAGUUAGUUAGCUGUUUGUGAAGUAGGCUAGUCUAGCUUAGGGGUG